GGCGCGCCAUCUUUCCUUCCCGGCUUCUCUCUCCUGGCGCACACGUUGUGAAAAAGAGGAGAGUGAGAAGCCGCAAAUAACGUUGGUAUUUCGUGUUCAUCUAUCUGAGAGAGGAAGACAACAGCCAGGCAGUUGGGGGUGUGGCGUGGCCUUCCUCCUUUCGGGGAAACAGCAUCUGUUCUGCCAGGGAUUGAGAAAAGGCUGCUAUAAUGUCAGAGAAACCGACCAGAAUCGCAAUUGUGAACCAUGACAAGUGCAAACCCAAGAAAUGCCGUCAAGAGUGCAAGAAGAGCUGCCCAGUGGUUCGGAUGGGUAAGCUUUGCAUAGAAGUCACAUCACAAAGCAAAAUUGUGUGGAUCUCUGAAUCUCUCUGCAUCGGAUGUGGAAUCUGCAUCAAGAAAUGCCCCUUUGGGGCUCUGUCUAUUGUCAAUCUGCCAAGCAACCUGGAGAAAGAGACAACGCACAGAUACUGCGCCAACUCCUUCAAGCUGCAUCGGCUUCCCAUUCCAAGACCUGGCGAGGUUCUCGGGCUGGUUGGCACCAACGGCAUCGGCAAAUCAACGGCCUUGAAAAUCCUGGCGGGAAAACAGAAACCAAACCUGGGGAAGUAUGACGCGCCUCCUGACUGGCAGGAGAUUCUCACCUACUUCCGGGGUUCUGAGCUGCAAAACUACUUUACCAAGAUCCUGGAGGAUGAUCUGAAGGCUAUCGUGAAGCCCCAGUAUGUGGACCAGAUCCCCAAGACGGUCAAGGGGUCAGUGGGAUCCAUCUUGAGCCGGAAAGAUGACACCAAAACAGAGGACAUUGUUUGUGAGCAGCUUGAUCUGACCCAUCUCAGGGACAGGAACGUGGAGGACCUAUCAGGAGGGGAGCUGCAGCGCUUCGCCUGUGCUGUGGUGUGCAUCCAAAGAGCAGACAUCUUCAUGUUUGACGAGCCGUCCAGUUACUUGGAUGUGAAGCAGCGCUUGAAGGCUGCUAUCACCAUUCGCUCCCUCAUCACCCCAGACAGGUACAUCAUUGUUGUCGAACACGACCUGAGUGUGCUGGACUACCUGUCUGACUUCAUCUGCUGUCUGUAUGGAGUUCCCAGUGCGUACGGAGUGGUCACCAUGCCUUUCAGCGUCCGGGAAGGUAUUAACAUCUUCCUGGACGGUUACGUGCCCACGGAGAACCUGCGCUUCAGGGAGGCGUCGCUGGUGUUCAAGGUGGCCGAGACAGCCAACGAGGAGGAGAUCAAGAAGAUGUGCCGGUACCAGUACCCCCACAUGAAGAAGGCCAUGGGGGACUUCGAGCUGGAGAUCGUGGAGGGAGAGUUCACAGACUCUGAGAUCAUGGUCAUGCUGGGGGAGAACGGAACUGGCAAAACUACGUUCAUCAGAAUGCUGGCAGGCCGCCUUAAACCCGAUGAAGGAGGGGAGGUGCCUGUCCUGAACGUCAGUUACAAGCCACAGAAGAUCAGCCCCAAAUUCAAGGGAAGCGUGCGAGCAUUGCUGCACGAGAAGAUUCGCGACGCGUACACCCACCCCCAGUUCAUCACUGACGUCAUGAAGCCCAUGCAGAUCGAGAGCAUCAUCGACCAGGACGUCCAGAACCUGUCUGGAGGAGAGCUGCAAAGAGUGGCCCUGGCUCUCUGUCUGGGCAAGCCUGCCGACGUCUACCUGAUCGAUGAGCCCUCCGCCUACCUGGACUCCGAGCAGCGUCUGAUGGCUGCCAGGGUCAUAAAACGAUUCAUCCUCCACGCCAAGAAGACUGCCUUUGUGGUUGAGCACGAUUUCAUCAUGGCGACCUACCUGGCGGACCGUGUCAUUGUGUUCGAUGGCAUUCCUUCAAAGAGCACAGCUGCCAACACGCCACAGACGCUGCUAGCUGGGAUGAACAAGUUCCUAGCGCAACUGGAGAUCACUUUCAGAAGAGACCCAAACAAUUUCCGACCAAGAAUCAACAAGAUGAACUCCAUCAAGGAUGUGGAGCAGAAGAAGAGCGGAAACUACUUCUUCCUGGACGACUAAAUUCAUUCCCUCGUAUCCAAAGUUUCCAUCAUACUACAGCAUAUUAAAUACUACACAUUUCUCGAAAAAGCAGAAUAUGCCCAGUUCCACUAACCCUAAAGAGACCAUCAUUGAAGAUUCUAAGCACCUGCGUUCUGCUUGGGCUGGUUAGCUGUACACUUGGGUACACCAUCAUGACUGGAAGGACUGACAGAGAGUGGAGAGGCCGAAUGAACAGUUUAUUUUAAAGCUAUAUCCUAUUAAUUAAAC
This is a messenger RNA of Megalops cyprinoides (Indo-Pacific tarpon), 2258 nucleotides long. It is a transcript of the gene abce1, whose product is annotated as ATP-binding cassette, sub-family E (OABP), member 1. The transcript has 18 exons. Gene Ontology annotation, biological process: ribosomal subunit export from nucleus; translational termination; translational initiation. The record is from RefSeq and is a predicted model, not a curated record. Bases 210 to 2009 code for a protein of 599 amino acids. NCBI's taxonomy places the organism in Eukaryota, Metazoa, Chordata, Actinopteri, Elopiformes, Megalopidae. Gene Ontology annotation, molecular function: ATP binding; ribosomal small subunit binding; ATP hydrolysis activity.